AUGAAUUCGCUUGACAACUUGGACCAUUUCUUUGACGCCUAUGAGAAGGCAACUCAUCAGCUACGGCUACUGAUUCCAUCCCUCAAUGAGAGUGUGGCUACAUCUUUGCGUUCUCACCUGGCAUCGUCUCAGAGCAAGUUAGAUAAGGAGGUUUAUGCGGGACUUCCCACUCUUCAUAAUUCGCGUUCCCUCUUUCAAACUCUUGAGAGGUGUACCCCUCCGCUUGGGUUUUUGACGCAGGUGGAUGUUUCGAAUCUCCAUGCUCGCCAAUUUCUUAGUAGAUUGGAGUUGGUUGCCAUUCUCGCUAGUGUUUAUGAGUUGCACUCGACAGAGGCGGCUGCAUGGCAAGCUGUCGAAGUUCUCUCCCGACACACACAGCGGGUGAUUGACGAAGUAUACGGUCUUGUGAAUCGUGCGUUUUUGAAGUUGAGAAUUGCCGAGCAAAUGUGCUUUGCUGAUAGUAAAAAACUUAUGCAUAAAAUCGGUCGAAUCCAGUCUGCACUCAAGUCCAAAUCAUCUCUCUUUACUGCCUAUGAAGACUUAGUGUCCAGAGUGAGAUUGCCAACGGCACAUGCAAAUCUUCAGUGUGUCGUGGUGGAUUCAUUAUUGGUCUACUUGGAACAUUAUGACAACUGGUAUGCCAUCAGUUCGCGCCUCGAUAUUGUGAUGAUGCGUCACAAGAACUUCCUCGACAGUAAAGUUUGGGCUGCUGUUUACUGUCGUGCUUUUGCAAAUUGGUUGACGCUUCGCGCACGGUUGUCUACUGGUGCUCCCCCUGCACUUAUUACGGAUGAAGAUGUCGAAAAUCCAGUUUCCUCGCUGUUUGCAGCGAUUAAUAUCAAAACACACGGUCGAACGUUGGUCAAAUUUAUCAUGAGUCAUAUUGGCCUUCAAGUAGAUCAUUGUGACGACGACAAGGAAAACUUGCCUCCUGGAGAAAGUUUGUACCCUAAUCGUUUAGGCGCGUCUAAUAUUUCAAACACUUCAGUUGAUCGACUUCAUAUUACAGCACAGGAUAUGGUGAACUUGUGGUUGGGCUCUCGACUGCUUUUGAAUGGAACACUUCAAGUAGCGGAACUCUACACACUCCUUGGCACUGUCAAAGAGGCCCGUGUUUAUCAAUUAGAAUUGCUUCGUAUCGCUCAAAGGCUCCAUAAUCCCUCUUGUGCGCAAUCAGCAAUUUGCAUGAUGGCUUAUACUGACCUCAUUUCACAACGCAAAUGGGCAUUUGAUCUUCGACUCUCCCAAUUGAAGCAUAUUGUCAAUUGCAUUGUUUCGCUUGACGAUGUACUUAAGUCUCGGAAUUUAUCUCUUACAAAUAAGACCAAUAAAUCCAAUGAUGAAAAGGCGGAGGAAGAUGAGGAGGAGAGCGGUUUUCUCAAGCAUGGGAAUCGGAAAAAGCAAUCCAUCGAAAGAUUAUGUGAUAGUGAUGGUGAGGAGGAGUACGAGGGAAUGGCCACAAAUCCGGUAGUGGAUGCCUUGGCUGGUGGUCUUCCAGAAGUGUAUCCUGUUACGCCCAUUGAGGGCAUUGCGGUUAUAAAGUCGCCAAGUGGCUAUCCAUCUCUUCAAACAGUGAUGGAGAUCCUUUCGGCGAAUAGCGGACAAAGGGCGUGUGACGAGGAGGGUGUAUUUACACCAUUUGCAUGCAGCUAUAAAAUUCUAAACGGAUGUCUGUGGGUGUGGAUGGGAGAAGUGGCUGAUCUUAUACGGACCAAGGUUAUUGGUCGUGAUCACUUCUUUUCGGCUCUUGUACCAACCAGUCAAAUUAGUGAAGAAAAAUUGUUCUCAUCCGACGAUCUGUCAACUAUGUUGGAGAAUAAAUGUUCAGUGUCGUCGUGUGAUGCUGCUGUCACACCGGCUCGGCCUUUGACGAAAGCAGCUCGUGCAGCAGCUAGAGGAGCUCAAGCAACUUUAUCUACCCCGAUUCAUUCAACAGGUCGGGAUGAUAUUUCAGAUAGAUUUCUCCGGCCACCGAAUGCGCUUCUUCGACUGGGUGUGUCUCAGCCCAAAGAUGACGACUUUAUAGUAUCAUCAAAAACCAGACGAGGCGUCAACGCUGCUAAGGCUUUGUCUGCUCCAGUAGCUAUUCAGAAAGAAACUAUUGAGUUCGAAAGCGUCGACCGUUCUCGUAGAAGUGGCAGACCAGUUGAUUUAAGUCUGAAAGCUCCGGGGGGUGCGGAAAUUCCAUCCAGUUGCUCUUCUUCGCUAUCAAACCAUCUUGGUUUCCCCACAUCACGUUUCGUGCCUGGCAGGGAACUCAAGACGUCUCUCCAAAUUCUUCGUGAUAACGAUGUUCAGAAGGAAGUUACAACAUUUUGUGCAUCCGAGUACUGCGAUAUUAAUGAUGGAAAACAGCUAGAUGAAGAGGUGGAAGAACCGGUUGAAACCUGCCCCGCGGUAGCAUUCCGUGUUCCACUCCCUCGUAAUCUCAAAUUGACUAAAAAAUAUCUUCCUCAUGGUCGUCCUCACAUCAAUCUUGCUUUGCCUUCGUCCUUGCACGACCCUCCUGAAACCCUGAUUAAAGCUCAGGACGCCUUCGCUGACCGUCUUUAUCGUGCUUACUCCAAUCUAGCUGCAUUUCCUGUACCUCAUCUCUUGCGGCCAGUUUGUCAGUGGUUAGGACUGCGCUGGCUAGGACUCGGAAAUCAGAAUCAGGCGGCUCGUUACUUCGGCCAGGCAACUGGAAUUGCGGCAUGUGGCCUUUUCACUUCGAUUCUCUCUUCUAAGCUUAAAUUCGAAGUUUGCGCGGAAUCUCUGAGGUCGGUUUACGCGAUGUCAGCUCCAAACGACUCCAGUGCAUACUUGAAUUCUCGUUCCAACGAAAUGCCACCCAUGGACGUGGUUCAGCUGAUGCUGGUGGAUGAAUUAGGUCAGGUGCAAACGUUUAACAAUUAUGAUAGCGACGGCACUCAACCCGCCGCAGAUCUCGUUACUGGUGGCUUGGGUUCUCGAAAGCACGUUUAUCUCAUCGCUACUCGAUGGAGUCUAGGUGAUUCGAAAGUCGUCUGCGAGUCGCGUGUUAUUCAUAACUUCUCUUUGACUGGUCUGCAGUAUCUAAAGGACUUUGAUGAGCUUCAAAGUCGUAACGUCGAGUCAAUGCAGGAAGAGGACCGUCGUCGUUUUUGGUCUCUCCGUUUUUCUCUUGAUAGUCAAUUGAAGAACCUUAUCGAUGAAAUGCGAAGUCAUUGGUUUACCAUCGAGGAUCUUAAAUGGAUUAAGGGAGAAGGCGAUUCACAAGACUGCGGAUGCAAAAGAUCGUGUGUCUUAGUCCUCGAUCGACAAUUGACCUUGCUACCAUGGGAAUGGAUUAUUUGGGGACAAUGGGAUGAAGGCGAAACGAAAUGUUACGUUCCUGGUGUUUGCCGGAAUUUCUCUAUCAGCCUUGUCGUUGGUCAUCUUAAUUUAACCAAGUCCCAUGUCGCCGAGUUUGACCCCCACUCCGCCUUCUACGUGGUGAAUCCGGAGGCUAACCUAUCCCACACAGAAACCACUUUUAAGGACUAUUUUGAUCAGAACUUCCCAAAAUGGGAUGGGAUUCUUGGACGUCCACCACAGGCGCAAGAAGUGCUACGUGGAUUCACUCAGAGAGACUUAUUCGUCUAUUUGGGCCACGGAAAUGGGUCGAAAUGCCUUAUGUCUGCCUUUGACGAGGGUCAGAAUGCCAAGGCCGUGGCGCUCAUCAUCGGAUGCAGUUCCGGUCGACCACGCCUAGAGGGAAGGCACGAAGCCUACGCUUCUGUCUUCAAUCAUCUUAUUACUGGAGCUCCUACUGCGGUUUCGCUGCUGUGGGAUGUCACAGACAAAGACAUUGAUCGUUUCACACAAAAAUUCAUUGACAAUUGGAUUUUGCGAAGGGACGAAGAUGAUACAACAUCAUCGUCAAUGACAUGGAAGAUAUUCAGAGCCACGAAGGCCUGCAAGUUGCAAAGCCUUGUGGGAAAAUCUGUCGUUGUUUAUGGAAUUCCGGCUGUCCCAGUUUGUCGCAAGUAG
This is a messenger RNA of Hydatigera taeniaeformis, 3990 nucleotides long. Lineage: Eukaryota; Metazoa; Platyhelminthes; Cestoda; Cyclophyllidea; Taeniidae. The record is from the annotation of a GenBank genome assembly.